Molecule: messenger RNA, 2181 nt
Organism: Aedes albopictus (Asian tiger mosquito)
Lineage: Eukaryota; Metazoa; Arthropoda; Insecta; Diptera; Culicidae
Exons: 2
Coding region: 982-2181 (399 amino acids)
Source: RefSeq, a predicted model, not a curated record
UACUACUUACUACUAAAAAAAAAAAAAAAAAAAAACUAUUAGGUACCAGAAUAAAGAAACGGUGCGAAUCUUUCAGUUGAGUGGAAGAAAACGUGGCAACCGGCAAAAUGGAAAAUAUUACAACAGCUGCAAUACUGACACUUGCUAUUCUCUGCCAAUUGGUUUUCGAGGCGAGAAGCAACCUGCUACUGGAAAAGCUAGAUGACCCACUUGUCUGGAAGGGUUCUUAUAUACUAGAGGUAAAAUUAUCCGUAACAGAACUUCUACGAAUUAGCGAAACAUUAGAUUCGGCAGUGCAAAAUUAUAAUGAAACUUGUCGACUACUUACAAAGAAAAUUCCGAAGACCCAAUGUAACCUUAUGAUACAGGAUCUCGAAUACACAGUAAAAAGGGGGGAAGAAAUGGAACAAUUUAUAAGAGGUUUUUUUCCAAGCAGAAAAACAAGGGGUUUUUUGACUUGGAUUGGAGCGAUGGAUUCAGAUGAUAGGGCAAGAGUUGAUAAAAAUGUGGACACAUUAAGAAAAAACGAGGAAUCUCUUAAAAACUCGAUCAAUCAUCAAACAAGCACGGUAGAUGCAAUGUACAAAUUCAUUGACAAUUCGAUGCUCCGAAUUGACGACAGAAUUAAAAAGGUUUCAGACAAUUUUAACAAAUUAGAACAAAUAGUCGAAGGUAAUUUAAACUUCACAAAUUCAAUCAAAAACAUAGUGUAUUUGGAAUCAGAACUACUCGAGAUCGGAUUUCGUAUUCAAAGUUUAACGGAAAGUAUAAAAUAUUACCAAAAUAUCAUUAUACAGAUAUUACUCACUAAAACCCAAGGCAUGACAUGGGUCAUACAACUAAUUGAACCUUCCCAUAUAUUUUCGCUUUUAGAGAGAGCAAAAAGCAGUCUUCCAAAGGACGUAAUAUUCCCCAAAAAAGAAAUUGAACGGUGAAAUAAUAUCUGAAAUUCUAAACCUCAUAGAACUUUCUUGGGAAACCAUGAAUAAUGAGAUUCUAAUCCUUAAGCUUAAAAUCCCAUUAGUUUUAAAACAAACCUUUGUGGCUUAUAAAGGGAUAACCUUACCACAAAUAAAUGGUACACUGGUUGCAUUAAUUGGUUUAGAUAAAAAUAUAUUGAUACAAGAAGUUGAUCGAGACUGGGGUUUCGUGAUCCCAGAAUCAACGUAUAAUCAAUGUCAGCGCUUUACAACAUAUAGAAUAUGCGACUUCAAUUCCAUUGAAAUAGGAUUAAAUUCAGAGGAAGAAUGUCUCCUAAACCUCAGAUUUAGAAAUUCAUCAAAAAAUUGUAAAGUUAGAAUUGUAAACAUUACGAAAGAUACGUGGUUUGCAACAGAAGACCCAAAUAUUUGGGAAUAUGUCACUCCAUAUGAAAUCAGAAUUAAUGUAUUUCAUGGAUUUAAUCACUCUUUUAUGAACAUAAAAGGGAAUGGAAAAAUAAACUUAAUACCAGGAAUGAUGAUAAUUUCAAACUUCACUAAAUUAACAUACACGAACAUAACAAUAUUUGACAGUACAGCAUAUAUCUAUACGCACACCACGAAAAAAUUAAACUUUACCUUAGAUACUUGGGAAACGUUAAUGGUCCCCACAUUAAAGGAAAAUAAAUCACUCUAUUCCAUCUACGAUCACAAAAAAUUAUUUGAGCUCGGGGUGGAUAUAGGAGAUCUAAAAAACUCAAAACCUGUUUUAGAAAAUAUGAUCUAUUCCCCUUUAUCGUCACCAUGGACUAUUUACAGCUUAUCUGCGGGGACAGUUAUUAUACUGAUCAUUAUAAUAAUUUCGUUCAUUUGUUGUUUUAAAGGGAACAUUUCUUGUCAUAAGGAGUAUCAUACGAAAACACCGUCUCGAUAUAAUAAAUCAGACAUUUUACAUUUAGGAGUCAUAAACAACCCACAUAAAAUUGUCCAAGAUAAUCAAAAUACAAGAAAAAGUUCCCAAUGUAGUACAGGAUUGAAAACGGAACAGAAAUUAAGUGUACACAAAUCUAGAGAUCUUCCAGCCCUUCCGAUAAUAGGAGAAAAGGAAGAAUACUACCUUGAAGCUUAUUUGGAACUCCCAGAACAUACAAAAAAACUCUCACUUCAAUCGAAAAUAACAGACAACAAAAUCAAUAAUAAAAACUUAAGACACUCCACCAUGCAGAGGGGAGCGCCUUUAAGACGAACAGUCAAUUACUAA